Molecule: messenger RNA, 6630 nt
Organism: Echinostoma caproni
Lineage: Eukaryota; Metazoa; Platyhelminthes; Trematoda; Plagiorchiida; Echinostomatidae
Source: the annotation of a GenBank genome assembly
UGCAAUUUGCUCCGUGACGAAAGACGAUUGAAAAGAUGUCUCCGCCACGGUGAAUUGGAGAUCAAACAUUUGUUCUGGACUUUACAGGGUCACAGCUGUAUACCAGGCAUGGCACUCUACACUGUCAACAUUCCCUGCACACCGGAAGUGAGGGAGCGGAUAACUCCUUGUCAAGUCGAACCGAGUGGUAUCGGGAAGUUCCGUGUGGACCGACUGGAGCGACGCAUUGUUGGAUGUCAGAAACGAAGUCUUGAGCCGUGUUGUUGCCCUCGACCACAAGUGCAACCUGUGUACUGUGAUCCGGUGCGAAAUAUUCUCACACAGCGUGAAACAACCUAUCAGUUACAACGCGCUGAUCGUGGAUCGCAACGUGCAGUCGCAUUCUGUCGGGCAUUCAAUCAGGAUAAGACAGUUCCCGUUUACUGCGGUCCUCGACACCAUCGAAUUCGCAUACGCCCUUGUGAUGGUCAGUUCCAUCUGGUAUCCGUGCAGGAACCGAUUGUGAAGAAUUGUGAAUGCAAACAGUCUCGGGCCCGACAUUUCCGAAUACGAUGUGGUUGUCCAAACCAAAUUCAGCAUGUGAAAGGCACCUGCGGUGAGGAUCUCUGGGCCGAAGACAAAUGGAUCGGGUUGCGUGCUGUUCCAGUCCCGAGACCGCCAGGAUUACGUUCAACCGACCUGAGAAUGAAUCCUGUGAAAUGCGAACCUGUUGUACUCGAGGCUCGUCGAAGACGUUGUGGCUGCCCCGCACCGGAGGAAUCGACUAUUUGUAUGGAUGGAAAACUGCUAGUGAGACAAAGGAUUUCACAUCAACUGAAUUCGGAAUUGAACACUUGCGAACGUCAUGUGAUGAGGAGUCCCAGUCCAGUUCGCUGUCCAUUGGCUCGUCUACUACGGUCUAAGUGUUCCCCGCAGACUCAAUUCAUUCAAAACGAGAUUAUGCGCUACUGGGUAGUGGAUCAGUGCCAAUGUCGACCAGUUGUGAAAAAGCGUUCUUGGAUAUGCGACUGCACCGCGCGCUAUCCAGCACGGGAACGUGAGUUCUGUCAUCCGAACGGCCAACUCAAGGUAUUUGAGCGCACACGUUGGAUUAAUGUGGGAAAACAUUGCAAACGACUUGUUGAGAAACGGGAAGAGCCUGUUGUUUGUUCCAAUCAACUGAAGAUGAUCCGCGGAGUGUGCGAUCGAGAUAUUCCCAAUCGACGUCGUGUGUUCUGGCUCCAACAACGUCCGCGACGCUGUCAGUGUGAAUGGCAUCGUUUGACAGACACCGCAGCCAAAGCUCGUGGACUACGUGUCACCGAGGCGUGUCGUUGUGGUCCAGAACAUUUGAUCAAACAAUGCGAACCCGCAAGUCCGAAUAAACCAGCUUUACUGAGAAUCAUACAUGAGCAGCAAGCAAUUGUGAACGGGGAGUGCAAGCCGAGACAAAGGAUCGAAAUGCAACCGGUGGUUUGUGGUCCAUCGGAAGAGGUGAUCAACGGCCCAUGCGACCCAAUCGCUCACACACGUCUUGUGAAACGUGUUCGAAAUCGAAUGGAGAAGUGCGAAUGUCGCAAAACUGUAUCCGAGCACCGCUGUGCGUGUUCCUGUCCCAAAGUAAAAUACCACGCACUUUGUCAUCCACAGGAGGGUCUUUUCCGAUUGUUCCGAGUGGAGCACAAAUUCGACCCGCAAGGAUGUUUGUGUCUGGUCCGACGUCGUGUACGACAACGAAUUGUCCAGUGCCCAGAAGAAAAACGGUUGAUAGCUGAGGGACCGUGUCAGACUCGCGAAAUCGAUAAGUUUAGUCGGUCAACUGAUGAAGUGAUUCGACCGGGUGAUAGAUUCCGACAUGUUACGUGGCUUGUCUCCGAAAGAGAUGGUUGUCAUUGUAAACGUCGCCGACUGGUUACUGAAGAACUAUGCGUCCUGGGAAAAGUGGAAACAAUUGCACGAUGCAAUCGGGAAACCGGAAUUGAACACGUGACUCAGUUGAUCCCGUACAGUGUGCAGUGUCAACGACGUGUUCAAGUUCAAACCGCUUUGAGACGAUGCAGUAUCACAGCUCAUCUGCCUUCUUACUCAAUCCCACCUUACCUGGUCCCUCAUUCUGCCACAGAGUGCCAAUCACAACCUCGUUUGGUAAGAAAAACUAAAUGUGGAUCGGAUUGCGUAGAACAUCUCUUCUGGUCCCGAGAAGUCCUCACGCCCGAGGGUCAAUGCAAACGUCAAAUGCGUUCGGAACGUGUUGUUUGCUGCUGUCCCCGUCCGCUGGCCAUUCCCGAACGAUGUGACCCGGUCAAAGGAGUCCUGGUGUCUGGAAUGCGCGUGUUCGAAUUGCACACUGGCAAAUGUGUUCCGCGCGAUCAACUUGCCCCAAAACCGAUUGCAUGCCCUCCACCAACAACCAGAAAACAAUGCAUCCACUCAGGUCCGGACCAGUUCAGUGUUCAGCAUAUUUCCAUUCGUUGGUUCCCCUUGGCCGGAGCGGACGGAACCUGUUCUCGACAGGACACGCUGAUUGAUCAACAGCCGGUCGAUUGUUCAGCAAGUCAGUUGAUUCGAGCAACCGAAUGCCAGCCGGAUGAGCAACGUCAUGCCCUGGUCCGUAUCGAUCGUGUGUUCUCCACUUCACCCGAGGGAUGUCGUUGCGUGCCGAACCCACCGAAACUGAUCUAUCACGUCUGUCAGUGUGCGAAGCCUGAGCAGAAAAUCAAAUGCAAUCCAUCCCAACCAGCUCAACAGCUGGUGGUCUAUACUGGACGCUCCGGGGCAAUACAUGCCUUCUCAGACAAUCGUGAAGGAAGAACAGUUGCCCUGUGCUCUCGGGGUUUACUCAUGCAGUUGUCAACCCAGUACGAAUUGUCUGGAGACCGAACUCGAUGCUUACCGCACACAACUCGGCGUGUGUGGAAAGUGGCCUGUCCAUUCAGCGGACAUCCUGAACACAAAGGCCGUACGCCGUGCGAUCCACAAACCGGUUUGUACUUCGAACUGUACGAGCAACAUCACAGGCAUGGAUGCCGCUGUGAAGUGAAACGAUGGAAAGUUCCUGGCAGAUGUCGCUGUCCUAAACCCGUGGUACGAACACGUUGUUUGGAUCACACAACGCGCGAGGUAAUCACAACCGUAUCCAGACUGACUCCGAAAGGAAUAUGCAUCCAUUCCGACGUGACACACAAAGAGCCGAUCCACUGCCCCACGCCCCACAGAUUACUUCGUGCCGAUCCCAAAUACCAAAUCGAACGAGAUCACGACAGCACUAGCCCCGUGCCGAUUCGACACGUGUACCCGUGCGGUUCGGCCGGGCAUUGUCAACAAUCGGUUCGGGAGUUCGCCUGGUCCACGGAUGCCGAGUGUGGGUGCCGAUGGAAAAUGCGGUUGGUCAAACGGGCUUGUUGUUGCCCUCGCGAUCAGAUUGAACGGGUGUGCAAUAGACAAAAAGGAGUUGCCGUGUACAGGAAAACCGAGUGGCAUUUACAAGAUGGACAUUGUCGGCCAACAACACAUGCCCACGCCAAGCCACUAGCUUGUGAGAAAGAGAUUAUCGUAAAACCGAUUGAGAUGUGUCACGAAGGGAAACAGAAGCAUCUAUUGAUUCAGCCAUUCCAGGAAAGCUGCGCGUGCAACUAUCGUCGAAAGGUGAUCGUCAAACCAUGCUUAUGUCCCGUGGUCAGCGCUGCUGAGGUGAUAUUCAUGAUCGAUGCCGCAGUUAUUAAACGUCAACCGGACUAUUUGGAACAUGUGCAGCGGAUGAUGCACACCACGAUCCAUGCAUUUACACUGUCUGCCGCGAGUCGAGAACAGGGCAAUAGUCAUCGGUUCGCGAUUGUGGUCUACGCACAUCAUCCGGAACUGUUGUACAACCUGGAAGAGAGACAUGACCCAGCACAAAUUUUGGACCAAAUCGAUCGAAUCACAUUGGUAGAUACACACGGAUCAAACCUGGGAGCAGCACUGGCCCUGGUGGAGCGAGAAGUUCUACCGCAUCAACGUCCAAAGAUACCCGUACUACUCUACGUGAUCACCGACGGGGUUGAAGUCUCAUGGCCGGAUGCGUUGCACGUAGCACGUGUACUUCGUGAUAUGGGCGCUCGUCUGACCAUGGUUCACAUCGGACCAUUGACCGGUCCGGCAGAAGCACACUGGCUCACGCAAUUUGUUUCUCCACCCCCGUCUAUUCAUUUGAUCGAUUUGCCCCGAGCGGCCGCUUUGAAAGAUCGCAUUGGUCAGCUGAUUGAGACGAUGUGCACGAGAGCUUGCCCACCCGAUCAAAUCCACGAAGCUCCUUGUGGACCACCGACCGGUUGUCUAGGUCGUACCUACAUUCAGUCUUAUCGUUUCGAUACCAAGACCGGACAUUGUGUAGGACAAACGAAAAUACGUCAACGACGAUGCUGUUGUACACAACGUCCAAAAGAUCGAGAGAUUUGUGUGGGAAAUCGACUAUACCACUAUUCGUUGAUUUGGCGAAUGGACAAGCACGGCACAUGUACACAGCAUACUGUAAAACGGGAUAUCACAGCCAACGUACAGCAGAUCUGUCCAAAACCGUUUAUUGUCAAAUCCGCAUGUGACACAAUGACCUGUCAACGUCGGUUGACUUUGAUCGAACACGUGCCGCAGCAAUGCGUCUGUCAACGUCGUGCCAAAAUUCGUUACGAAACAUGCUGCUGUCGCGGUGAACGGACCAUUAACUACGAAGGAUGCAAGUACGAAGCGCUAAAGAUGUUUGUCGAGCGAACUAUUGAACCGACAGUAAAGGCCGAAUGUCCUCGGAACCCCAAAACAAUACGACAUCAGUGCCGACAUGCUGUCGAGCGGGACAAACUGGCCCCAGACUCGGUGGAUCCAGCGCUUAUCUAUCGCCAGGUGGAACACGUGUGGUGGCAGAUUGGUGCAUGUGAAUGUCGUCUGCAACGACGGUCGCACUUUGAGGCCUGCGGAUGCGACCAGUCCAUGCUGGGGUCGAAUCUUCCAGCCGAUUUGAAUCGGUGCCAUGUUCCGAGUGGGAUACUCAUCAAGUAUACACGACGUCUGCGUCUUGAAGUAGCUGGUCGUGUACCUGAACACGAAAUAGGGACUCGACUGCUUAACCUACAAGAAGCCAAAUGCCAACCGGAAUUCAAAGUGCAAUCCGUACGAAAAAUCGUUUGUCCGGAUGCGAAAAUCUCCACCGGUGCUUGCGUUCGAGCCCAGGACGGACGAUCGUACCGAUCGGUUUACGUGCAUCGCUGGUUCCGUCAAGGAUGUCAGUGUGUAUCCGCCCAGCCGGAACUGAAGCAACGUGUUAUUUGUGCCUGUGUCCCGAAAUGGGGGAUGAAGCGUUGUACUGCUAGUCGCCCCGGUGCAGUCCGUGAUCGAUUGGAGUUCCGUUUGCUUCAAGAACAAUUGGUAUCCCGACCAACCGGACCGAAUGGAAAAUUGGAACCGACUUGUGUACCCAUGCUGCCGAUUGAACGAGUCCAUAUCACCACUUGCCCGAAGAAUCAAGUGAAAUACUCAGAAUGUGAAAACGGAAAAGUACACAUCACGGUGGUCGUAUUUAUGGUGCAUAACUGCCGAUGUAUUCACCGCGAAAGACACCUGAUCGCAAAAUGUCAACUGAGACCAACCGCAGGUGCAAUCGGACAAUUGAAUCCAACUAGGGGUGCGACUAGACCUGGACAAAAACCCGAUUAUGGUUUAGUGAUGCCAGUCUAUCGCCUGGUGGAAUGUAUCGAUUUGUUGCCGACCUCUCAAUGUCGCUUUUUAGAACGUCCGCCGCACGGAAUAUGUGAGAAAGUUGGAGAAGGACAGGAUAUGCUGUGUCGUCGCACAUGUAACCAGUGUUCACGUUGUCCACUGGACCAGAUCACUUUCCGUAUUGUUCAACAAAAUGGCCCCGGUGGAGCAUGCAUCAUGUCAAACCGGCAUUAUGAGGGCAAGUAUCUGCACCGAGUCCUUCGAGGUCCAGUCACUUUGGCUCAUUGCAAGUUGGUUUGUGCUAGACAUUCAGGUUGUCUCAGUAUUGAUUAUUACGUCACCGAAAGACGCGGAGCUCCCGGUGCAGUCUGUGUGCUAAAUCGAGUGGAUCCGGCCACCCUGAGAGUAAGGUGGCCUGAUCCGGUUGUUCUAGGUGCAAGUCAGAAGGAGCUGGAACGAAUCGGAGCGGCGCGAUGCUUCCUGUUUCGGAAAGUAUGCAAACAAAUGUGCCCGAAACCUCAAACGGAAUUGCUCAGUCCAUGCAAAUGCGAACAAUUGGAACAAGCUGUGGACGAACUAGACGUGGAAGAUCCCCGAGGCAAAUCAGUCACACACUGCGCAAAACGAGUCCGUGUACUGUUCUACGCUCAAACUCCAUCCGGAUAUUGUGUCCGUAAACAAUGGAUUGGUACAGUGCCCUGCCCCAACCCAGACCGGAAAAUGCAUUUUGUGGGUCCUGAGGGAGAUUGUGAAGAUAAACAACCACCAUUGUGGUGCCAAGAUCGUCUAGCUUCCGCAAACAAUGCAUGUCACGAUCCGAAGUUACGUGCGGUGAGUGCUAGUGGUGUUUGUGUGUGGGGUCUCAAUGCGACUUCGUGUUACACUGAGGUUGUGCGUGUAGUAACGAAAAAUUCGCUCGUUCCGCCACCUCUCUCAGCUACGCAAGAGCACAUGAAUGGGUGA